ACAUAGUAAAUACUCCUCUACAAAAAGAAACUGUCACUGUCAUAACAUAAACUUAACCUAGUUAUUUACUGUCAUCGUUUCGUUUACUAAACGUAAACGAAUAAAACAAUAAAAGUACAAUGAAAAUUAUUUAAAUAAGAACAUAAGUAUUUCAGUAUGGAUCGACCAAGUACAAGUAAGCGAAAUGUCUUUGACUCCGAUUCAGAUAGUGUCGACAGCACUGAAGAAGCUCGCCGAAGAGAUCUGAAGGAAAGAGAUGAAUUCGCAAAUAGGCUCAAAAAACGCGAUGAAGAACGUACUAGAAACGUUGCCAGUACUUCUGAUAAGCGCGCUUAUGAAGAGGCUGCUAAAAGACUUAAAUUGGACAAUGCAGAAAAAGAGAAACUUAUUCCUGCACUCAGAGUUGCUUCCAGGAGGAAGUAUUUGGAGAAGAGAAAGGAGGACAAACUACAAGAAUUGGAAGCUGAUAUUGCCGAUGAUGAGUACCUUUUUGAGGAAGAUGUUUUGACUGAAAGAGAGAAAAAAGAUCGUGUACACAAGAAAGAGCUGUUAAAAUUGGCGCAGGAACAUGAAAAGGCCAGGGAACUUGAGCGGGUUCAAAGGUAUCACAUGCCCAGAGAUUUGGGCAAGGACUCCACUGCUGAUUACAUUGAAGUUGAUGACUUGGAGAAGGUACCACAAUCUGAACAGAAGAAAUGGGAAAAAGAUCAGAUGGCCUCGGCAGUGUUUAAGUUUGGAGCAAAAGAUGGGAUUAAAAAAGAAGAGUAUGAGUUAGUGUUAGAAGAUCAAAUUCAGUUUAUACAAGCACUACAAAUGCCAGGAGUGUCUGAUAAGAAAGAACCCGAACUAACGGAAACAGAAAAGAAAAAACUUACUAUAGAAGAAACAAAGAAAAGCCUUCCGAUAUACCCUUUUAAAGACGACUUAAUACAGGCCAUUAGGGAACACCAAGUUUUGAUUAUCGAAGGUGAAACCGGCUCUGGCAAAACCACACAAAUUCCACAGUAUUUAUACGAAGCUGGUUUCUGUGAAGAUGGGAAGAAGAUUGGUUGUACUCAGCCACGAAGAGUAGCAGCCAUGUCAGUAGCUGCUAGAGUAGCACAAGAAAUGAGUGUUAAAUUAGGUAACGAAGUAGGAUAUGCCAUCAGAUUUGAGGAUUGCACCUCUGAAAGGACAGUUAUUAAAUACAUGACAGAUGGUACCUUACACAGAGAGUUCCUAUCAGAACCAGAUUUAGCGUCUUAUAGUGUUAUGAUUAUUGACGAAGCUCAUGAAAGGACUUUACACACUGACAUAUUGUUUGGUUUAGUUAAAGAUAUAGCUAGAUUUAGACCAGACUUAAAGCUCUUAAUAUCCAGUGCAACACUUGACGUAACAAAAUUUUCUGAUUUUUUUGACGAUGCUCCUGUUUACCAAAUACCAGGAAGAAGGUUUCCAGUUGACAUUUAUUACACGAAAGCUCCUGAAGCCGACUACGUCGAUGCUUGUGUAGUAUCAGUACUUCAGAUUCAUGUGACACAACCCUUGGGCGACAUACUAGUAUUUUUGACUGGACAAGACGAAAUAGAAACGUGCCAAGAACUUUUACAAGAUAAAGUUCGUAGGCUAGGGUCAAAAGUUAAAGAAUUACUUAUAUUGCCACUAUAUGCAAAUUUACCCAGCGAUAUGCAAGGUAAAAUUUUUGAACCGACGCCUCCAGGUGCUAGAAAAGUUGUUUUGGCCACAAAUAUAGCUGAAACGUCUUUAACAAUAGACAAUAUUAUAUACGUUAUAGAUCCUGGGUUUGCGAAACAAAAUCAUUUCAAUUCGAGAACAGGGAUGGAGAGUUUGAUGGUAGUACCAAUAUCCAAAGCUUCUGCAAACCAGAGAGCUGGCAGAGCUGGUAGAGUAGCAGCUGGAAAAUGUUUUAGGCUAUACACUGCUUGGUCUUAUAAACAUGAGCUAGAGGACAAUACUAUACCGGAAAUCCAGCGGAUAAAUUUAGGAAACGCCGUACUCAUGUUGAAGGCGCUAGGAAUAAAUGAUUUGGUACAUUUUGAUUUUUUGGAUCCACCUCCUCAUGAGACUUUGGUGUUAGCAUUAGAACAAUUAUACGCUUUGGGGGCUUUAAAUCAUCACGGAGAAUUGACCAAAUUGGGCAGAAGAAUGGCCGAGUUACCGGUGGAUCCCAUGAUGGCCAAGAUGAUAUUAGCUUCGGAAAAAUACAAAUGCUCUGAAGAAAUAGUCACCAUAGGAGCCAUGUUAUCAGUAAAUGGUGCCAUAUUUUACCGACCAAAGGAUAAAAUAAUUCACGCUGAUACUGCUCGAAAAAAUUUCAGUCACUUAGCAGGAGAUCAUCUAAGUCUUCUAAAUGUUUAUAAUCAAUGGAGGGAUUCUGAUUACUCCCUACAGUGGUGUUACGAAAAUUUCAUACAAUACAGAUCAAUGAAGCGAGCCCGAGACGUCAGGGAACAGCUGGUUAAUUUGAUGACAAGAGUAGAAAUAGAAAUCGUUUCCAACGUUUCUGAAACCGUGGACAUCCGCAAGGCUAUCACCUCCGGUUAUUUCUACCACAUAGCUAGAUUUUCCAAAGGGGGAAGUUACAAGACGGUGAAGCACAACCAAAGUGUCACCAUCCACCCCAACAGUGCACUUUUCGAAUCAUUACCUAGGUGGGUUCUCUACCACGAAUUAGUUUUUACUUCAAAGGAGUUCAUGAGGCAAGUGAUAGAGAUCGAGAGUAAAUGGUUAUUGGAGGUAGCUCCACAUUAUUAUAAGCAAAAGGAAUUAGAAGAUCCGACGAAUAAAAAGAUGCCGAAAACGGUAGGCAGGAGUACCAGAACUGAUUAGUGAGUGUUGAUUAUUAUUAAGAUUUAAGAUUUUUGUACCAAGAUGUAAUAAAUUUAAUUUAAUUUAAAAAA
Diabrotica virgifera virgifera (western corn rootworm) is the source of this 2900-nucleotide messenger RNA. It is a transcript of the gene l(2)37Cb, whose product is annotated as pre-mRNA-splicing factor ATP-dependent RNA helicase DHX16. Lineage: Eukaryota; Metazoa; Arthropoda; Insecta; Coleoptera; Chrysomelidae. The record is from RefSeq and is a predicted model, not a curated record. Gene Ontology annotation, molecular function: ATP binding; RNA binding. The transcript is spliced from 5 exons. Bases 157 to 2829 code for a protein of 890 amino acids. Gene Ontology annotation, cellular component: catalytic step 2 spliceosome; intracellular anatomical structure.